Molecule: messenger RNA, 1263 nt
Organism: Exophiala spinifera
Lineage: Eukaryota; Fungi; Ascomycota; Eurotiomycetes; Chaetothyriales; Herpotrichiellaceae
Exons: 3
Coding region: 1-1263 (420 amino acids)
Biological process (GO): transmembrane transport
Cellular component (GO): membrane
Molecular function (GO): transmembrane transporter activity
Source: RefSeq, a predicted model, not a curated record
AUGUACUGGUUGAAUUAUUUGGACCGCAAUGCCAUUGCCCUGGCUCGCCUGAACGAUCUGGAGGAGGACCUCAACUUGACCUCCACACAAUAUCAGACAUGCGUAUCGAUACUCUUUGUUGGCUACAUUCUUGGCCAGGUUCCUUCCAACAUGUUGUUGACUCGAGUCAAGCCAUCCUAUUACAUGUCUGGCUGUAUGGCUCUAUGGGCCGUGGUAUCGACUCUGACCGCGAUCUCCAAGAACUUCACCGGACUCUUGCUCACUCGAUUCUUUCUCGGAAUCACAGAAGCGCCUUACUAUCCUGGAGCUCUCUUCCUGCUAUCUUGCUUCUAUACUCGGAAAGAGAUCGCAACCCGAAUCUCAGUUCUCUACACAGGCAACAUUCUGGCGACCGCCUUUGCGGGUCUGAUUGCGCUAGGGAUCUUUGAGAUGGACGGCUUCGCAGGCCUCGCUGGCUGGAGAUGGCUUUUCAUUAUCCAAGGAAUCGCGACUUUCAUCGUUGCUCUAGGUGCCGCCUUCACUCUUCCAGAUCACCCACUCCAAACCAGAUGGCUGUCUGAGGAAGAGCGUCGACUAGCUCAUGCACGAAUUGAGAAAGAUACAGUGGGUAACAAGGCCGCAACCUCUACCGUACAGGGUCUCCUCGAAGCUGCAAAGGAUCCCAAACUCUGGCUCUUCGCCUUUAUGCAACAUAUGCAUCUUGCUGCCAAUGGUUUCAAAAACUUCUUCCCCACUGCCGUUCAGUCCUUGGGAUUCAACCGCACCAUCACCCUCGUUCUCACUUGCCCACCUUAUCUCAUCGCAGGGUUUAUCUCCGUGUACUGGUCUUAUUCCUCUGGACGGUUUAACGAACGUACAUGGCACAUCACAACCGCCAAGGCAGUUGCAUGUCUUGGUUUCGUCGUGGGCUGCGCCACUCUCAAUACCGGAGCAAGAUACUUUGCGAUGAUCGUCUUCUCUAUUGGCACCUACGCCGUCAACUCGAUCAUUCUUGGCUGGGUCGGAGCCACUUGCGGACAAACCAAGGAGAAGAAAGCAAGUUCCCUUGCCAUUGUAAACACAAUAGCUUGCGUUUCCUUCAUCUGGACUCCUUACCUCUGGCCAAAGACUGAUGCCCCGCGCUACACUAUUGCAAUGUCAAGUUCCGCUGCUUUUUCAGUCGCCACUGCUGCUGGUGCUUGGGUCAUGAAGAUGUGGCUCAUCAGGACUAACAAGAAGAUCCGGCAGAGUUCGGACGAGACAACUUUAUUCUACGCCUACUGA